UCCAGCGCCAUUUUGAUGAAACAGCGAGGAGACGAGCAGCCCGGAGCACCGAGGAGGAUUUUAUGGAUUUAACUCGAAGAAUUACCGGAUACGUGACUUCAGGCUUUUCUCAGCGAACGAGGACCGCGGACAGAAGAGGAGCCUCCGUGUGUCCACUGCGCCACUGCUGGGUUUUGCACUCGACGGCUAACCCGGGGUUGCGUGGUUAGCAUAGCAGUGUUGAGCACUAGCCACCAUUGUUAGCGCCGAGGGAGCGUUAGCUAAUCUCGAGGUGUAGCAUGUUAGCCUGGGCAUUAGCUAACUCGCCAUUCUGAUUUGCACGGUAGAUAACGGUUUCGGACACAUGCUCUUUGAGGUCGAACUGCGGGAUAACUAGACUGUGGACUCUUUGCGGACUAUUUGCUCAAUGUUUUCUCGGUAGUGUUUGUUUUGAGAAAUAAGAAACUGCUCCACACGCAGCACAACAUUACCCCCCCCCCCUCUCCCAGGACUGAUGUCGAGGCUGUGAGGCCCGCUGUUAGCUUCACUGGGUUCCCACUCAAGGACAAUUCACGACGGACUUGGCCCCAUUUAAAUCCCCGUGAGAAAAUAAUAAUCUUAACCCUGUGCUACAUGGACCUUCUUGGAUUUGGUGGCACCCUGUUGCGUUUUAACGGACUUGAAAGAACUGGCGAGGCACACGGCGCCGUUUAAUGGCGCUCUGGCCUCGCACCUCCACCAUUUUUCUUUGGCAGUGAGAAGGACUCUGUCGCAGUCUGCGAGCUGAACCUUUCCUCAUAUGAUUCCUGUCUUUGUCCACAGUGUUCCAGCCAGUUUAAAGAGGGUUUACCCAUUGAAGUCACCUGAUUUAACCUCCUGUGUUCAGUGUUGACGCUGUUUUUAUUUUGUUUUCAUACCAGGCCUGUGGGUUUUUUUUGUUCCCCCCCCCCCCUCUGUGCUUAAUUGACCUGUGAAAAUGUCGUGUGUUCACUAUAAGUUUUCUUCCAAACUGGACUACAACACAGUCACGUUCGAUGGGCUGCAUAUCACCCUCAAUGAACUUAAGAGGCAGAUUAUGGGCCGGGAGCGGCUCAAGGCCACAGACUGCGACCUGCAGAUCACCAAUGCGCAGACUCGUGAAGAAUAUACAGAUGAUGAAGCCCACAUCCCGAAACACUCCUCCGUGAUUGUGCGCCGCACUCCAAUUGGUGGAGUAAAGCCUGCUGGCAGGACGUUCAUUGUAGAUCGUUCUGACACAGCUGUGGUUGGAUCAUCUAGACCCGUAUGUAAAACAAACCCAAAAACAACACUCUGUCCUCCUCUUCCUAUCACCUCUCACUCUCUCCCCCUCUUUCUGGCUUUAGUCACCUUUCUCAAAAACAUUCUGUCAACAAUGAUCGAGCUCUGUGUAUCUUCUGUUGACCGUGUGUUGGCUACAUUUGUGUUGAGAUCUCAACCUCUAUGUGUCUUAUGAUCUGUUUUUGGGGAGGGUUUCCUGGAGUCACCACAGCCAAAGUAGUUUGUUGUUUCUCUCUUUAGAAAAUGGGUUUGGGUUUUGAAACUAGUUGAUUAAAGUUUUAAAUUCUUGCUGAUUGAGAUGAGGAUGAUAAGAGAAACAACAGACUAGCCAUUAUUGUUUUUGAAUGCUCUGAAAUGCCAAAUGUUAAACUGUUGCCACUUUAUAAUUGAGUGAUAAUUAAUUUAAACUGUUAAUGACUGUAUUUCAUAUUGAAAUGGUUUUGUAGCCUGCUUCAGGCCAGUCAAAUGUAUUUUAAGGGGUUUGUAAAAGGAAAACAUGGUAUUUUUGUAUUGACUUGUCAUUUUUAUUUUCUGUGAUAAUCUUUUAUUUAUGUGGUUUAAGAACCCAGUGGAUUUAAGUGUGAUUGGGAUUGAUUGUAAUUAACUUUAAGGUUGUGAGUGAAACAGACUCGCCCUUGAUUUUUAUUUUGAAGUUUAACCUGCUUAACUCUAAUAUACCCAGAUCUGUUGUUCAGUAUCAUUUGCCAAUGUCAAUUGUUUUGUCCUGUACAAUUUCACCAUGGAGAUGUUCUAUUCUUUCUCGAGUAUGGACUGCACAUAACCCUUAAACCUUAAAGACUCACACAUCCUUAAUACUUAAAUUUAAUUCAGAUGCUUCAGUGUCUUAUUUUGAAUCAAAGCAGGUAUUAGUUCAAAGUGUAUUGUUUCAACUGUUGUUUGGGGCAUCAGCAAGAAGCUAGUUUUUAAUAAGUGAGCUGCUUUGAUUGGCCACUGACCUAUAAUGUUGUGACAUGAUCACAAAGCACUAUGACACUUUAUCGGUAAAGUAAACAUCUUGUCAAUCUUUGGAGGCCUUCCAUGGUUGCUGCAGUGAGAAGUACACUGGUGUAGUGUGUCCUGUAAGCUGUAAGCUGCAGAACCUGUCAAUAAAGUUGUUCAGCGGUUCAGUGUCAGAACCGCUUGCACCAGA
Paralichthys olivaceus (Japanese flounder) is the source of this 2428-nucleotide messenger RNA. RefSeq names its product E3 ubiquitin-protein ligase RBBP6-like. The record is from RefSeq and is a predicted model, not a curated record. Gene Ontology annotation, molecular function: zinc ion binding; nucleic acid binding; ubiquitin protein ligase activity. Gene Ontology annotation, cellular component: nucleus. Gene Ontology annotation, biological process: protein ubiquitination; ubiquitin-dependent protein catabolic process. Lineage: Eukaryota; Metazoa; Chordata; Actinopteri; Pleuronectiformes; Paralichthyidae.